Anopheles marshallii is the source of this 2796-nucleotide messenger RNA. Its product is annotated as aminopeptidase N-like. Gene Ontology annotation, biological process: peptide catabolic process; proteolysis. The transcript is spliced from 4 exons. Bases 1 to 2796 code for a protein of 931 amino acids. Gene Ontology annotation, molecular function: peptide binding; metalloaminopeptidase activity; zinc ion binding. Gene Ontology annotation, cellular component: cytoplasm. The record is from RefSeq and is a predicted model, not a curated record. Lineage: Eukaryota; Metazoa; Arthropoda; Insecta; Diptera; Culicidae.
AUGCUGUUACAUUGGUUACUUGGUGUUGUGGGUAUCCUCACCGGAUUACACACGGUGGUUAAUGCGGCCCAUCCGGCGCAAGAAAAGUGGUCUAAAUUGGCGGAGGGCCUCGACGAGGAAGCUAUCAAGUUAGCUUCGGAACAAGAGUUGCGCUACCGACUGCCAACUUAUAUCGUGCCGACGCAUUACAAGCUGUAUCUGGAAACGCAGGUCCACACCGGAAAUCGAUCGUACAGCGGAAGCGUGGACAUACAUUUGGACAUCCAGAGGCAAACCCCAACCAUCUACGUGCACAACCGCGGACUGCGCAUCACGUACAACGAGCUGUAUUUUUCCGACGAAGGCGCGAACAUUACCUUUCUCGAAACACUGCGCUACACCGAAGAUGCUGAGCGAGAGUUUACCAUUUUCUCGAUACGCCGUGCGCUUGCUCCGGCCGAGUACAUCUUGCGGAUAGAUUUCGAAGGUCAGCUGCGAGUCGAUGACGAUGGGUUCUACAUGAGCUCGUAUCGGGACGAGAACGGUGCGAGAAGAUAUCUCGCUUCGACACAGUUCCAGGCGAUUAGUGCUCGCUCAGCCUUCCCGUGCCUGGAUGAGCCUGCAUUGAAGGCGACGUUUAGUGUGGAAAUCAAACAUCAUCCAAGCUAUGAGGCUGUAGCCAACAUGCCAAUAUAUGCCAUUGCUGGAGAUACGGACGGGAACGUGGUUACGGUAUUUGAAACAACGCCACCGAUGUCGGUCUACCUGUUGGCGUUCAUGGUGUCCGAUUUCUUGUACACCGAGAACGAAGAGGCGGCCCAGCGCGUUUACGCUCGACCAAACGCAAUCGACCAAACGCAAUACGCUCUGGAGGCUGGAGUUCGCAUAAUGAACGUAUUUGAUGAGUAUCUGGGCCUGCCGUACAGUACCUUCAUGCCCAAGGUCGACCAAACAGCACUCACCCAAUUUUCCGCGGGCGCCAUGGAAAAUUGGGGAUUGUGCAAAUAUCGCGAGGAGUACCUGCUGUACGAGCCGGGCGUUACGACCUAUCGGACGCAAACAUCGAUCACCACCAUCAUAGCGCACGAGUACGCGCACCAAUGGUUCGGUAACGUGGUCACCAACAAGUGGUGGAGUUAUCUGUGGCUUAACGAGGGUUUUGCCACGCUGUACGAGUUCGUGGCGGCCGAUAUGGCUUAUCCGGAGCGCCAAUAUCGUGACUUGUUUAACGUUCAAGUGCUCCAGCGCGCUCUCAUCACAGACGCCAACGAAAGCACGCGCCCCAUGACGUUUAGCCGCGGUGCAACCUUCAAUACCAUCGGGAGCCUGUUCGAUAAUGUCGCCUACUCGAAGGGCGGCUCGGUGCUUCAGAUGUUCGGGCUGGUGCUGUCGGAAUCGGUCUGGCAACAGGUGGUCCGACUCUACGUGGAACGCAACGCGUUGGGAUCGGUUGGUGCGGAGGAGUUUAUUGAGGCGAUGGCGGAGGUGGUCGACGGUACAGAUACGCUGCCCGAACAUGUCAGCGUGGAGAGUUUUGUGACGAGCUGGGUUGAUCAACCUGGCUUUCCCGUGCUCGAAGUUCGACGCUCGUAUUGGGGAGAGAUUAUACUGACGCAGGAUCGAUUCUAUGCCAACAGAAUAGUGAAUGACGAUACCACCACUUGGAUGAUACCGUACACGAUCCUGGCGCAAGGAGACUCACUAGAAGCACCGCUCGAGUGGCAAUGGCUGACCACGAGGGCGGUUCGCGUACCCAGCGACACACCGGACAACGAAUGGAUAUUGGCCAACGUUAACCAGGCCGGAUUCUAUCGGGUCAACUACGAUGCCUCCAACUGGUACAUGUUGAUCCGUGCACUGACCGAGGAAACCACCUCCAUUCCGAUGCACAGUCGAUCGCAGCUCGUCGACGAUGCCUUCCAUUUGGCGCGAUCGAACCGAUUGGAUCUUGAGAUUGCGCUGGAUCUGAUGACGUAUCUGCGCCACGAACGGGAAUAUCCACCAUGGGCAGCAGCGAACUACGCCCUCAAUUACUUCUAUAAUCGUAUGCGGGGUCGCUCGGAUUACGUUCGCUAUCAGCUGUUCGUCGACACGCUGAUUAGCGAUGUGUUGCUAACGCUUGACGUCAGUACGGUGUUGCCGGACGAAAGGUUGCUGGACAAGUACCUCAGGCAGGUGAUAUCCCGGUGGGCAUGCCGGAUGGAGAUCGAAAGCUGCCUCACGGACACCCGUCUCGCGCUGGAACGUGAAGUGAAUGGCGAGGAACCCGUGCACCCGGACGUGUCGGAAGUGGUGUACUGUUACGGGUUGCGAACGGCCACAACGGACGCCUUCCAGUACCUGUUCGCUAAGCUGCAGAGUUCGGACAACCGUGGAGAACGAUCGAGCCUGAUUGAUGCGUUGGGCUGCACCACCGACGCGGAACAACUGCGAUCCUACCUGCUAACCGCGAUUGGUGGAGAAUUGCAAGUGGAUUUCGACCCAGAGGAGCGGUUCUACAUUCUAUCGUCCGUGCUGGUGAGCCGCGCUGGAGCCGAUGCGCUGAUAAGCUUCCUGAGCGACAACUUCACGUACGUUGCGAACACGCUCGGAGUGGGCACCUUGAACAGUUUGAUACAGUCCAUCGCUGCUCAAACAAACACACCGGAGGAGGAACAGAUGCUAAACGAGCUGCUGUCGCAACUGCAAACGAUGCUUCCGGCCAGUGGCAUCGAGACCGCCCAGGCCACGAUGGCCAGAAACCUGGCGUGGCCUUCCACACGUGAAGGUGUUUUGUUGAGCUACUUCCUGGAACGUCACUCUUUUCAGCCGGCUUAA